GUACGUGCUUUAUCUUCGGGACUGAGUGUGACGUGAUAUUGCAGCCUGCUCCUGGAGCUCUGCAAGCACCAAGCAAAGCGCGUCUGUUUCUCUGUGUGUUCUAACUCACUGGCCCCCCAACAUCCACCCACUACGGAUCUUUUUUUUCCUUUUUUUUUAUUUUUGGCUAAAAAAAUCUCACCCUCUCUCUCUCUCUCUCUUUUUUUGUUCACCCAAGAAGAAGAGGAAGAGGAGGAGAAGGAAGGGAGUGUUUUUGCGCGACUUACUGGAGAAAACAUAUCAGUGGAAAAAAAAAAAACGAAAGAGAGAAAAUUGAGACGUGGAGUCGUGGAAGCCGAAUUAAUUUAUGGUAAUACUGUAAGAAUUGCUCUCCUCUGCUCAUCACUCCAAGAAUUUCCCUUUUUUUUCUCCCCCCCUUCUCUCUCUCUUGUCUCUCUUCGGUCUUUCUGGUCUUUCUUCUUCCCCCCUUUUCUCUCUCCUCUCUCUCUCCCUCUCUCUCACCCUCUCUCCCUCUUUUCUCGGUGGCUGUCGUGGUGGUGGUGGUGGUGUUGUUGCGCUCCGUUUUGAUGGGAAAAACCCAGAAGAAGGAGAAGACGCGGGGAUAUGAGCGGGCAGAGCGGAGUGUAACGCAUUUUAUUUUCAUCCAUUGAACCAUCUUGUUGCGCCGGACUUCUAUUGUCAGGAAUGGGGAGUAUUGAUUCACUGGAGGGCUGCAGAAUUUAUUUAUAAAGGAUGUGGUCAAGUAUGUUGGAAAAAUAGCCAUAGCUUCCGCAGUGUAAGGCCAAAUGACAUAGGAUGAAGGCUGUUCGAAACCUGUUGAUUUAUAUAUUUUCCACCUAUCUUCUGGUUAUGUUUGGAUUAACUGGUGCCCAAGAUUACUGGUGUUCCACUCUGGUCAAAGGGGUCAUUUAUGGAUCAUAUUCGGUGACUGAAAUGUUUCCCAAGAACUAUACAAACUGUACAUGGACGCUGGAGAACCCAGACCCAACCAAAUACAGCAUCUACCUGAAGCUAUACAAGCGAGACUUGAGCUGCUCUGAGUAUUCUUUGCUUGCUUAUCAGUUUGAUCAUUACUCACACGAGAAGAUCAAUGAGUUGCUGAAAGUCAACGAGUCUAUAGUGUAUCUGUGCGAUUCAAAGAAUAUUUACGUAUUUUUGCUGUAUGACAAGAAUUUCGUUCAACUCCGGAGAGUUUUCCCUUAUGAUUACAAUGGAUUGACGCCGCAGAAGCUGGAUGAGGAGGAGAAGUCCAUUGUGGAGUUUUUGGUCUUGAAUAAGGCGAGCCCUAGCCAGUUUGGGUGUCAAGUGCUUUGUACAUGGCUGGAAAACUGCCUGAAAUUAGAGAAAGGGACAGUGGAGACAUGUGGGAUCGUGUACACGAAAUGCACAUGUCCUCAGCAUUUAGGCGAUGGAGAAUCAGAGAGCAUGCUCAUGCUCAACAACGUGGUUUUACCUUUAAAUCCACAAACGGAGGGUUGCUUGUCGCCCCAACUACAAGCUGGGCAGGUCUGCAAUCUGAGUGCGGAAGUGAAGCGGCCUCCUAAAGAAGAAUAUGGAAUGAUCGGAGAGCAUACAGUAAAAAGUCAGCGGCCAAGAUCAGUUCAUGACACAAAGGCCCUGCAGGAGCAAGCUGAAUCUGCUAAAUUUAUGGCACAAACUGGUGAAUCAGGUGCAGAGGAGUGGUCCCAGUGGAGCUCAUGCUCUGUAACAUGCGGUCAAGGGUCGCAGGUGCGAACAAGAACAUGUGUCUCACCAUACGGAACACACUGCAGCGGCCCUUUAAGAGAAUCAAGGGUUUGCAAUAACACUGCCCCUUGUCCAGUACACGGUGUAUGGGAGGAGUGGUCACCGUGGAGCCUGUGCUCAUUCACAUGUGGCCGAGGUCACCGCACUAGGACUAGGAUGUGUGCUCCUCCCCAGCAUGGAGGCAGGGCCUGUGAUGGACCUGAGACCCAGACUAAGCUUUGCAACAUAGCCCUAUGCCCAGUGGACGGACAGUGGCAGGAGUGGAGCUCUUGGAGCGAUUGCUCAGUGACCUGUGCCAAUGGCACUCAGCAGAGGACCAGGCAGUGCUCAGCAGCCGCCCAUGGGGGAUCUGAGUGUCGCGGUCACUGGGCAGAAAGCAGAGAGUGCCAUAAUCCUGACUGCACAGCUAAUGGCCAGUGGAAUCCUUGGGGUCCGUGGAGCGGCUGCUCUAAGUCCUGUGAUGGCGGAUGGCAGAGACGAGCCCGGGUGUGUCAGGGAGCAGCGCAGACUGGGCAGCAGUGCGAAGGAAACGGAGAAGAAGUUCGAAAGUGCAGCGACCAACGCUGUCCAGCACCAUAUGAGAUUUGUCCCGAGGACUAUGCAGUGUCAAUGGUGUGGAGACGGACCCCUUCAGGAGAACUCGCCUUUAAUAGAUGCCCGCCUAAUGCCACAGGCACCACUAGUCGACGCUGCUCUUUGGAUCACCGUGGUGUGGCCUUCUGGGAGCAGCCUAGCUAUGCUCGAUGCAUAACAAAUGAAUUCAGAUACUUGCAGCAAUCAGUUCAGGGGCACCUUGCAAAGGGCCAGAGGAUGCUGGCAGGGGAUGGGAUGUCCCAAGUCACGAAAAAUCUUCUAGAUCUCACCCAGAGGAGGAACUUCUACGCUGGUGAUCUGUUGUCUUCAGUGGAGAUCCUUCGCAACGUGACGGAGACCUUCAAGAGGGCCAGCUAUGAGCCGUCAUCAGAUGAUGUGCAAAACUUCUUUCAGAUCAUCAGCAACCUCUUGGAGGAGGAAAAUAAGGAGAAAUGGGAAGACGCACAAAAGAUCUACCCCGGAGCAGUGGAGCUCAUGCAGGUCAUAGAGGAAUUCAUCCACAUUGUUGGACUGGGCAUGAAGGAUUUCCACAAUGCCUAUCUGAUGACGGGGAACUUGGUUGCCAGCAUCCAGAGACUUCCAGCAGUAUCCGUGAUGACUGACAUCAACUUCCCCAUGAAAGGUCGUAAAGGCAUGGUUGACUGGGCCAGGAACUCUGAAGAUAAAGUGGUCAUCCCAAAGGGCCUCUUUGUUUCCCAGUCAGCAGAUAUGGAAGGAUCACCUGUCUUCAUUUUGGGAACUGUUCUCUACAAGACUCUUGGACUCAUGCUACCUUCACCAAAACCCCAGUCAACAAGUCCCUGGCACCAGUGUCCCAAGGACGGAACGGUCAUUCCAGGACCAGCCAGGCCAGCUGUCACAGGAACCACACAAGUUGUGAACUCCAAGGUCAUCGCUGUGACUGUGAGACCCGAGCCCAAGGCAACCGAGUCCCACCUGGAGAUUAACUGGCUGCACCUGACAAACGGAACAAUGAACCCCUACUGUGCACUGUGGGACAGCGCUAUGAUGAACGAUUCUUGGGGAGCCUGGUCCACAAAAGGAUGUAAAACGGUGCUUACAGAUGCAUCCCAUACGAAAUGCUUAUGUGAUCGUGUAUCUACCUUCGCCAUUUUGGCUCAGCAACCAAGAGAAAUAACCAUGGAGUACUCAGGGGUCCCAUCUGUGACAUUGAUAGUUGGCUGUGGUUUGUCCUGCUUCGCCUUGAUCUCAUUGUCAGUGAUCUACGCUGUGCUGUGGAGAUAUAUUCGCUCUGAACGAUCCAUCAUCCUGCUCAACUUCUGCUUAUCUAUAAUCUGCUCCAACAUACUGAUCCUUGUCGGACAAACGCAGACCCACAAUGUAGGCGUCUGCAUCAUGACAACAGCCUUUCUGCACUUCUUCUUCCUGGCAUCCUUCUGCUGGGUCCUCACAGAGGCCUGGCAGUCCUACAUGGCGGUGACGGGAAAGGUUCGGACUAGGCUCAUCCGCAAGCGCUUCCUGUGCCUGGGCUGGGGAUUACCAGCUUUAGUUGUUGCUGUUUCAAUGGGAUUCACCAAAACAAAGGGCUAUGGGACACCCUCAUACUGUUGGCUCUCUUUGGAGGGUGGGCUCCUGUAUGCCUUUGUUGGACCUGCAGCUGCUGUUGUUCUGGUCAACAUGGUGAUCGGUAUCUUGGUGUUUAACAAACUAGUGUCCAGAGAUGGCAUCCUGGACAAGAAGCUGAAGCAUCGAGCAGGACAGAUGAGUGAGCCGCAUACAGGAUUAACUCUCAAGUGUGCCAAAUGUGGUGUUGUAUCAACAACUGCUUUAUCAGCAACUACAGCUAGCAAUGCAAUGGCGUCCCUGUGGAGUUCCUGUGUCGUCCUACCUCUGCUGGCUUUGACCUGGAUGUCUGCAGUGCUCGCCAUGACAGACAAGCGCUCCAUCCUCUUUCAGAUCCUCUUUGCUGUCUUUGACUCACUGCAGGGUUUUGUCAUUGUGAUGGUGCACUGUGUCCUACGGAGAGAGGUCCAAGAUGCAUUCAGAUGUCGGCUCAGAAACUGCCAAGAUCCAAUCAGUGGUGAUGCAACAGGAACCUUCCCUAAUGGGCAUGCUCAGAUAAUGACUGACUUUGAGAAAGAUGUGGACAUCGCCUGCCGAUCAGCACUCCACAAAGACAUGGGCUCUUGUCGGGCCGCCACCAUAACAGGCACCCUCUCCCGCAUUUCCCUCAAUGAUGAGGAGGAUGAGAAGGCCCCCGAGGGCCUCAACUACUCCACGUUGCCAGGCAACAUCAUCUCCAAAGUGAUUAUCCAGCAGCCUUCAGCUUUGCACAUGCCGAUGGGAGUGGGUGAGCUGAAAGAGCAGUGCAUGGCCGACAGCGCCGCCGACAUGCGCCGCACUGUUUACCUGUGCACCGACGACGCCUUGCGCCAGAGCGACCAAGACAUGGGCGGCCAUGACAUGGAGGGCCAUUCGGCGCAGGGCCAGAUGAUGGAGACAGACUACAUAGUCAUGCCUCGUGCCUCUGCAACACUGUCAGGGUCGGGUAACGUGCCCACCCUCCUGAAAGAGGACACCAAGAUGAACAUCACUAUGGAUACGCUGCCACACGAGAGGCUAAUGCAUUACAAGAUGAGCCCUGACUUCAAUAUCAGCCCGUCAGGCAUGGACCACAUGAAUGUGAACCUGGAGCAGCAGUAUCCUAGCGCUCCAGAGCAGAUGCAAAACCUGCCCUUUGAACCUCGUACGGCUGUUAAGAACUUCCUCGCUGAGAUGGAGGAAAGCGCGGGGCUUUCUAGGAGUGAGACAGGGUCUACAAUAUCUAUGAGCUCUCUAGAGAGAAGGAAGUCACGGUAUUCGGAUCUGGACUUUGAGAAAGUCAUGCACACCAGGAAAAGACACAUGGAGCUGUUCCAGGAACUGAAUCAGAAAUUUCAAACCCUGGACCGAUUUCGAGACAUACCAAAUAUGGGCAGCAUGGACAAGGCAAUGCCAAACAAGAACCCAUGGGAGAGCUACAAUCCAGCCUGUGAGUACCAGAACUACGCCACUAUGAAUGUACUAGAAUCUGACACCAAGGACUCACUGGAGAUGACGCCUGCAGAGUGGGAAAAGUGUGUCAACUUACCCUUAGAUGUCCAGGAGGGAGACUUCCAAACGGAGGUCUAGAGGGUGACGGAAGGAGAAAAUGCAAACUAGAAAAAGGAGGAGAAAGGGAUGUAUUUUGCACUGAAUAAAGCAACAGACUUUUCUAACAGCCUUGGCAUACAUAUCUGGAUAAUACGAGUGUGGCAGGGACAUUAUGUGCCAAUACAAUAUAAGGACUGGUGAGAGAGAAAAAAGAAAAAAAAAGGGAUAAAAACAUCAGUGUUACUUUUUGUAUUCUCACUAGUGUACUUAGUGUGGGGCAGCCUGGUGUACAAUAUUUACCAUCAUGUGUUUCAAAUUAUCUGUUGAGGAAUUGGCUAAAAAAGGUAAUCUCUCUAGAUGAAACCUCACAAAGCAAAUGACAUGCCAUGUCGUCCCAGCUUCAUCGGGUCUAGUUUUGAUUUCAUAAAACUGGACCCGGGAGCACAAUGUAUAUAUUUAUGCAGGUUUUUAAAAAGUUUAUAACAGUCUGUUUGGCCAUUACUACACUUUUUACUUUAUAAUAUAAAACAUGGGAGGCAAAGAGGAUUUUUCUGUCAUAUUAAAAUGAAUGUUUGUCAAGCUACAUUCUUCAUUGCUUUAAAUGCAAUAAAGAUAAUACUCACUUUUAUAUAAAUAAUAUAUUUCACAACUUUAAUACUGCAGAAUCUGCUUGAAGGAUCCCAGCAAGCUCUCUCAUCUGCAGCUCUGUAUAAAAUAUUUAAAAACAAAAUGUUGUAUGGUGUAAAUAAACUUUUGUCUACAUAUGUUUUACUUGUGCCAAUUUAUUUUAAUGAGAAAAAAUGCCAACCUGAUCAAAAGUUAUAGCGAAAAAUGUUAACAUUUGAAAAAGGAAUGUAAAUAAAAGAGGAAAUAUGUUCGUACUGCUUCA
This is a messenger RNA of Acanthochromis polyacanthus (spiny chromis), 6322 nucleotides long. It is a transcript of the gene adgrb3, whose product is annotated as adhesion G protein-coupled receptor B3. Gene Ontology annotation, molecular function: G protein-coupled receptor activity. Lineage: Eukaryota; Metazoa; Chordata; Actinopteri; Pomacentridae. Gene Ontology annotation, biological process: neuron remodeling; adenylate cyclase-activating G protein-coupled receptor signaling pathway; negative regulation of angiogenesis. The record is from RefSeq and is a predicted model, not a curated record. Gene Ontology annotation, cellular component: synaptic cleft; postsynapse; plasma membrane.